AAUUCACUUUUCUAGGGUUUUCGAUUUUGUGUAUUUCACAAUUCACAAAACCCAAAAAUCUGGGUUAAACAAUUUGGUUAUGGAUUCUCGAGAUUCGUUAUCAUCCGACGCCGCUAGAGAUUCGUCGUCACUCUCCGAAGACGCAGCUGUUCUUUCUGUAACCUCUGCACUCGCUAAAACCGCUCUCUCUUAUUUCCAAUCUGGAAAAUUCGAAGAGUGUUUCGACAUUCUGAUUCAGCUUGAUCAAAAGAAACAUAACGAUCCCAAGGUUCUUCACAAUAUGGCAAUUGCUGAGUAUUUCAAGGAUGGUUGCUCAAAUUCCGAGAAACUGGUGCAAGGGCUUAACCGUGUCAAGAAACAGAGUGAAGAACUUGCUUCUGCAGCAAGAGACCAAGUGGAAGCUGCAAACCCUGGAACUAACGCAUCUGUGUCAAAGGAUCAUUUUGAUAGUACAGUAACAACUCUCAACAUUGCAGUUACCUGGUUUCAUCUGCAUGACUAUUCAAAAUCUUUUUCCAUUCUAGAACCCUUGUUUCAAAAUAUUCAGCGGCUAGACGAGACAAUCGCACUUCAAAUCUGCUUCUUGUUGCUGGAUAUUGCACUGGCUUGUCGUGAUGCUGUAAAAUUUUUGGCUGUGUUUGACUAUAUGGAGAAAGCUUUUGGUGUUGGUUUUGGAAGUCACGAAGAAAAUGGAAGCACAAUGCAACUUUCUUCAAAUCAGGUUUCCAAGACAUCUUCUCUCCUGAGCAGCUCGCUGGCGUCAGAUACUUUGAAGUCCGAGUUAACAGCCGCUGAAAGUAGUCUGUGUGAGGAAACUCUAGACUAUGACAAUGUGCUAGCAGAAUUUGAGGCAGAGAAACGAAUGAAGCCAGUUGGCCAUAUUCCGGCAAACAAUCUUCUCAAGACAUUAAGCGAAAGGACGUUCUCGAAUGCCGAUCUGAAGCUUGAGUUGCAGCUUUACAAGGUCAGGUUUUUGCUUCUUACCAGAAACUUGAAAAUGGCGAAGCGUGAAGUCAAACAUGCAAUGAACAUUGCUCAAAAAAGGGACUCUUCUAUGGCUCUCCUCUUGAAAUCCCAGCUUGAGUAUGCUCAUGGGAAUCAUCCAAAGGCUAUAAAGCUUUUGGUUGUCUCCGGUAUUCAUAAAGAAGCAGGGACUUCAGGAAUCUUCAAAAACAACCUUGGUUGCAUAUACUAUCAGCUUGGAAAUUAUCAAGCUUCCUCUGUGUUAUUCUUAAAAGCUCUAAGGAGCUGUUCAUCACUUAGAAGAAACGAGAAACCAGUGAAGCCGUUUUCUCUCUCACAGGAUAAGUCUUUGUUGAUCAUAUACAACUGCGGGUUGGUUUAUUUGGCUUUGGGGAAGCCUCUACUUGCUGCUCAAUGUUUCCAGAAGGCAAGCGUAGUUUUCUGGAGACAACCCCUCAUUUGGCUCCGUUUAGCUGAAUGCUGUAUGAUGGCUUUACGAAAGGGUCUUUUGGAAGAGCGAACUACUUCUUUGGAUAGAUCAGAAAUCAGAGUCAGUGUAGUUGGGAAAGGGAAUCGGAGACAACUUAUGAUUGAAGAAAAUGGAUAUGUUGAACUUGCUGGCAAUAGUCAAUUGUCAAAGCUUUCAUUACCACUAGCUCGGGUCUGUCUCUCAAAUGGUAUAUAUCUGCUCAAUGAGUCUCUCUCGAAUGAUUCUAAAUCAGAUCUUGGAUCAACAUUCUCUGUGGGGAUGAAUGAGACCAAAGAAGCAUCAUCCUCUGAUCAUGAGGAAGCUAACACGAACUCAGACUUGAAAGAGGCAAAAGGAGGAAUGAGCCAGGACAUAAUUCAAAACUCACUCUCGGCUUUCAAGGAUAUGUGUAGUAAAGAAAAGCAGUUGAUGCAACAGGCUCUUUUUGCCAAUAUGGCAUACGUAGAAUUGGAGUUGGAGAAUCCUGUCAAAGCCUUGUCAGCUGCUACUUCACUCUUGCAACUUACAGAUUGUUCAAAGAUUUAUGUUUUCCUAGGCCAUAUCUAUGCAGCGGAGGCCCUCUGCUUGCUCAAUCGACCCAUUGAAGCUGGCGCACAUUUAUCUGCCUAUUUAGUCGGACAGGAUGAUUUCAGACUGCCAUACGCACAAGAAGACUUUGACCAGUGGUGGAAGCACACAAGCUCUGAUUGUGAAGAGACAUUGGAUCCGUCCACAGGAAAUGCCCGGGAAUCUGUUUUUCUUAAGCCAGAAGAAGCUCGUGGAGCACUUUUCGCAGACCUUGCUGCGCUGCUUGCCACACAAGGACAUCACGACCAGGCAAAACCUUUGAUUACACACGCAUUAACUCUCUUACCGAACAAUGUACAAGCUACAGUUACAGCAGUCUACAUCGAUCUCAUGUUGGGUAGGUCGCAAGAUGCCCUUGCUCGAAAUCUGACCACAAUAAUGGCGAAUAACGAAGAACUCUCUGAAGAUUCAAACUCCAAUGGACUAGACUCGUUUGAUGCUGUAAAACAACGUUUCAAAGAUCGAUCAAAGAAAGUUGUUCAGACAAGAGAGUUGUUGUCUAAACAAGCGGUACAAACGCGUGAGAUCUUAUCGAAACAAGCCGUUAAGAUCGCUAAACAAGCCGAAGAACAUGAGAGAUUCAUCAAUAAGGUGACACAUCUUGUUGGAGUGCUUGGAUUUGGAGGUUUUUGUUUCCUACUUGGUGCAAGACCUCAGGACAUUCCUUUAGUUUACUGUUUCUUCUAUGUGAUCUUUGUUCCUCUUCGAUGGAUAUAUUACCGGUUUAAGAAAUGGCAUUAUUAUCUUCUGGACUUUUGCUACUACGCCAACACAAUCUUCUUGGUUGAUCUUCUUCUAUAUCCUAAGAAUGAAAAGCUUUUCAUGGUUUGCUUUUCCUUUGCUGAGGGACCAUUGGCAUGGGCGAUUAUUGUCUGGCGUUGCAGUCUGGUUUUUAGUUCGCUGGAUAAGAUUGUUAGUGUUCUUAUACAUCUCUUACCUGGGCUUGUGUUCUUCACAAUUAGGUGGUGGAAUCCAGCGACCUUUGCAGCUAUGCACCCUGUAGGCACUGAUCGUAGGGUUUCAUGGCCUUAUGUGGAAGACAAAGCUUACCUAUUUACAUGGCUGUUUCUUAUCCCCUUGGUCGUUUAUUCUCUUUGGCAAGUGCUCUAUUUUCUAAUCGUCAAUGUCUUGCGUAGGCAGAGACUCCUAAGAGAUCCUGAAGUUAUGACUUCUUACAGAGAGCUGUCGAAGAAAGCUGAAAAAGCAAACAAUAAGUUGUGGCAGCUGAGCGGUCUGCUAGGGGAUCAGAACCGUAUAUGGAUGUACAUCCUAUUCCAGGCCAUCUUCACAGUGGCAACCAUGGCAUUGACCGUACCGAUCUUCCUAUCUUAUAGACUGCAUGUAAUCUUUCAAAUCCUGAAGAUUUCUGCGGCAGUGUGGAACGGAGGGAGUUUUUUACUAGAGGUAAUGCCACGGCAAGUGAUCCAGAAAGAGAAGAAGAAGAAAGCAGAGAUGCAGCCGAUAGAGGAGCAGAUACCACACCAUGAACCUGUGUCACCUCCAACUGAGAAUGAGCCAAAAUCUACUGAAACAUGAUGAUGGUUGUAACAGAAAGGUACAUGUAAAAUAAAGUUUUCAAAGGUGAAUCAUGAUUGGUCUUUUUUUUUGUUCCUCAUGUUUUGUUCUAUAACGGUUUGUUUCUUUUGUUGGUAUACAUCAUUCUAAAAGCUUAAUGUGAAUGAUCUUGUAGUUACCUUUUCUAAAGAAACUUGUUAUUUACUU
Arabidopsis arenosa is the source of this 3742-nucleotide messenger RNA. NCBI's taxonomy places the organism in Eukaryota, Viridiplantae, Streptophyta, Magnoliopsida, Brassicales, Brassicaceae. The record is from the annotation of a GenBank genome assembly.